CAAGAUUGUUUUAAAUAAUUUUAUAGCCAAUAGAAAGAUUGGUAAAAGCCAUAAACCGUGAGAUUGAUUUGGUUUGUGGUUCGGCCAUGUUAUGACCCCCCCUCCUCUCUGCUGCUGCCGCGGCUCCACAGAACAACAAUGUCAGACACUGUACAACAGAGCACGAAACCCGAAGGCGGGGAUUCCUCUGCCAGUGACCCCGAAUAUAUUCGAUUGAAAGUAGUCGGUCAGGACAACACAGAAAUUCAUUUUCGUGUAAGAAUGACUACAAAGAUGGAGAAGUUGAAACGAUCAUACAGUGAACGGCAGGGUGUUCCAGUGACUUCUUUGAGAUUCUUAUUUGAUGGUCGAAGAAUUAAUGAUGAUGAAACACCAAAGCAGCUUGAAAUGGAAGAUGAUGAUGUGAUAGAAGUGUACCAGGAACAAACUGGUGGUUGGUAGAUUAACUUGAGAUGAGGGAUCAUCACACUGCCUUGUGUUGAACUGGUCCCCAUCCACUGUAUGUUUAAUAUUUGAGAAACUAGUAGUGGUGGUACUAGAAUGGAGUGGGCUGUCGAGUGUGGACGGAUAUACUUAUUUCUCUCCAUUUAACAUUUUAAUUUCUUUUUUUACUCCCUUUACCUUUCCUGACUUCUUUCUCACCCUUUUUCUCCUCAACUUCUUUUUCAUUUCUCUCUCUUUUUUUUGUAUAUUAUUGUUUUCUUUUUAAUAUCCUUCCCCCCUUUCCCCUAAAAAGAAGAAGAAAAAAAAGAACCUCUCUGCCCACCACUGCUAGUCUGUAAUAUAUUUACUUGUGGCUUGUUCCCUUCUGGGAUUGCAACAUCAAAACAACUGCAGCAACAGACUAUCAACUUCA
Molecule: messenger RNA, 856 nt
Organism: Octopus bimaculoides (California two-spot octopus)
Lineage: Eukaryota; Metazoa; Mollusca; Cephalopoda; Octopoda; Octopodidae
Product: small ubiquitin-related modifier
Molecular function (GO): protein binding
Source: RefSeq, a predicted model, not a curated record